AUGACAACGCCUCUGUGUCCGUUUCCGAUUCAGGCUGUCCGGCAGCCCGCGGCCCAUGGCCUCUCCCAGAUAACCAAGAGUCUCUACCUCAGCAACGCUGUGGCAGCCAAGGACAGAUUCAUGCUGUCUACCAACCACAUCACCACGGUCAUCAAUGUGUCGGUGGAGGCGACCGACACGUUCUUCGAAGACAUCCAGUACUUAAAAGUGCCGCUGGCGGAUGCUCCCAAUUCGCGCCUCUACGACUUCUUUGACUUUAUUGCAGAUCACAUCCACAGCGUGGAGAUGAUGCAAGGCCGAACGCUGCUGCACUGCGCUGCCGGGGUGAGCCGCUCUGCCACGUUCUGCCUCGCCUACCUAAUGAAGUACCACUCCAUGUCGCUGCUGGACGCCCACACGUGGACCAAGUCCUGCCGCUCCACCAUCCGGCCCAACAACGGCUUUUGGGAGCAGCUUAUCCAUUAUGAAUUCAAGCUGUUUGGCAAGAACAGCGUUCACAUGAUCAGUUCCUCACUGGGGAUGAUUCCCGACAUCUAUGAGAAAGAAAUCUGUUUGAUGAAGCUGAUGGGAGUCAUUCCGGCCAGCCGCUAA
Messenger RNA from Dama dama (fallow deer), 591 nucleotides. RefSeq names its product dual specificity phosphatase 21 (gene DUSP21). Gene Ontology annotation, molecular function: MAP kinase tyrosine/serine/threonine phosphatase activity. Gene Ontology annotation, biological process: protein dephosphorylation. NCBI's taxonomy places the organism in Eukaryota, Metazoa, Chordata, Mammalia, Artiodactyla, Cervidae. The record is from RefSeq and is a predicted model, not a curated record. Bases 1 to 591 code for a protein of 196 amino acids. The transcript has a single exon.